Cydia amplana is the source of this 592-nucleotide messenger RNA. RefSeq lists its product as uncharacterized. NCBI's taxonomy places the organism in Eukaryota, Metazoa, Arthropoda, Insecta, Lepidoptera, Tortricidae. The record is from RefSeq and is a predicted model, not a curated record. The transcript has 2 exons. Bases 98 to 592 code for a protein of 164 amino acids.
CGGGCGCGCGUUGCGUCUGCAGGCGACAGCGGGCGGCUGCGGGCACCCCCGCCGCGUGUAGGCGGCCGGCUGGUCGACUCGUGCGGUGUUAAGUCAUAUGGUCGAGGAGCAUAAAGCCUAUGUUGAAGAAAGAAAUUCUAUGAAGGGACCACCCUCCAAAAUGGCAAGGCCAAGUCGUAGGCGGACUUACGGCACGGUGCGACACUUGCGCGCGCAUAAAAGACUUGCGAUCGCGAACGUCGGCGGGCGGCGACGCGCGGCGGGUAGGAGUGCGGGUCAGUGGCGUGCAGAGCGCGCCGCGGACGCCCGCACCGCAGUGUCGAGCAGCAACCCGCCAUGCCCGGCCCGCGCCUCUCCCGCGCCGCCUGACAGCAUGGCCCACCCGACCGCUACCACCACACGCAGCCACGCUCUGACGACGGUUUUAGGCUUUCCUGACCUUUCGUCACCGUCGUGUUAUGGCCAGUCGUGGCAGACCAUCACCACUCAUCCCUUUCAUACCGUCGUGACGUGCACGUGGACACUGCGGUGCCAACCUCAAACGUUAUCAAUGCCUUUAGACUUUAAGGUGACACUAACGAACAUUAACUAA